Molecule: messenger RNA, 1143 nt
Organism: Gekko japonicus
Lineage: Eukaryota; Metazoa; Chordata; Lepidosauria; Squamata; Gekkonidae
Product: free fatty acid receptor 2-like
Exons: 2
Coding region: 64-1143 (359 amino acids)
Biological process (GO): G protein-coupled receptor signaling pathway; cellular response to fatty acid
Cellular component (GO): plasma membrane
Molecular function (GO): G protein-coupled receptor activity
Source: RefSeq, a predicted model, not a curated record
GGUUCUUCCCCUUCUUAGCGACCAAGUGGAAAGCGAACACUCUAGAACACAGAAGCUGAGACGAUGGCCUCGGAGACCUCUGUCCUUGCUGUGUUCAUCUUUACCUUCCUGAUCGGCAUUCCAUCCAACCUCCUGGCCUUCUACACGUUUCUGGUGAAACUGCGCCGCAAGCCGACCCCCAUAGACGUCCUGUUGCUCAACUUGACCCUUUCUGAUAUUCUCCUUCUGCUUUUUCUGCCUCUUAAGAUGGUGGAGGUCUCUUCCCACAUGACCUGGCCUCUCCCCCCUUCCCUCUGCCCUCUCACCAGCUGCUGCUUCUACGGAAGCAUGUACCUCAGCAUCCUUUCACUCACGUCAAUCAGCGUGGACCGCUACCUGGGUGUUGCAUAUCCCAUCAAAUACAAGUUGCAUCGCAGGCCUGUCUAUGCUCUGGUGACCAGCAUCAUGCUCUGGUUGUUGGGGGGCUUCCACUGCAGCAUUAUCUACAUUGUCAGAUACGGAGGUUCCAACGAGAACCUUCCAUUCCCUCCUAACAGCUCCCGUUGCUAUGAGAAUUUCUCCCCCGAGCAGUUCCGUGUGAUCUUCUCUCUCCGUCUGGAACUGUGCCUCGUCUUCUUCUGCCUCCCUUUCAUCAUCACCCUCUUCUGCUACGUGAACAUUAUCCGCAUCCUGAAUUCCCUUUCCAACGUGCAGGCUGGCAGGAAGCGACGGGCCAUGGGCCUGGCUGUGGCGACAUUGCUCAAUUUCACCAUCUGUUUUGCUCCGUACAACAUUUCCCAUAUUGUGGGGUUCAUCCAGAACCAGAGUCCACCGUGGAGAGUGGAAGGUUUCCUCCUCAGCACCCUCAAUACCUCUAUGGAUCCUUUCAUCUUCUUCUUCUCUUCCAAGGCCAUCCGACAGACCUUGAGCGACUGUUGGGGCAGCGUGUGUCACAAGCUCCAGGCUGUAAUGCCCUGCUUUAAACACCCUACAGAUGAUGAUGGUGAUGAAGGAGCAGAUGCUGGCCGGUUCUCUAGUUCACAUCUCCAGAGUGGACUCAAAGGAGAUGAUGCCCAGACAGAAGUCUUCUUGGACCAACCUGCAAAGACUCAUUCGGUCAGAGCUGAGGGCAAUCCACAGCAAGCACCACGCACAGCGCAUUAG